Molecule: messenger RNA, 891 nt
Organism: Prorocentrum cordatum
Lineage: Eukaryota; Dinophyceae; Prorocentrales; Prorocentraceae
Source: the annotation of a GenBank genome assembly
GACUGGUACAACUACGACAUCUAUGCCCGCGUCUGCAUGCUCUACGGAUCCUGCCACUUCCUGUAUGCGGUGACCUACUACUCGAUCGGCACCACCAUCUGCGAGCUGCGCGGAUUCUGGAUCAUGUGGUCCCUGCCGAUGCUCUUCAUGACCGCGCAGGAUCUUCUCGAGGCGCGGAAGAGGCAUGAGCAGUUCCCGAGCUACGACGAGCUGGAGCGGGGCGCGGAGGGCGCGGCCGGCGAGGGGCAGCUGGCCUGGCUGCUGGAGCCCGCGGCCUCGCCCGCGCGGUUUCUGCGGGAGGCCUGGGAGCGCGCCGCCCUGCACGUGCCCAGCUCCCCGGCGCGCCGCCGCUGGGCCGAGGCCGCGCUGAGGCCGGGCGGCGCGCGCGAGGGCGAGGGCGCCGAGGGGCCCAAGGGGCCCGAGGGCUGUCUGCGGGGCCUGCUGGGCGGCGGCGGGGGCGGCGUGGCGGAGGGCGCGCUGCUCGUGCGCGCGGCGGGCAGGGACGGCCUGGACGAGCGGCACGGUGGCGGGGACGGCGCCGCAGCGCUCGGCGCGGAGGAGCUCCUGGAGGGCCUGGCGCAGGGCUACACGCUGCUGCUGCCGCGCGCCGAGGGCGCGUUCCCCCGCCUGGGCCGCCUGGUGGCCGCCCUUGGGGCCGAGAUGGGGCUCGUGGGCAAUUGCGCGCUGUACUGGACGCCGCAGGUGGGGCGCCAGUGCUGCGCACUCCUGGGCCCCGUACCGCUUCGACGACCACUGCGUCUUCGUUGUGCAGCUGCAGGGCUCCAAGCGUUGGCGCCUGCACGGCGGCGGAGCUGCGCCCGAGGUGCUCCCGCUAUUGGGCGAGAAGGCGGCGGCCGGCGCGGGCGGCGCGCCGGGCCGCCCUCCGCAUGA